Dendronephthya gigantea is the source of this 1865-nucleotide messenger RNA. RefSeq names its product potassium voltage-gated channel subfamily D member 1-like. Gene Ontology annotation, cellular component: membrane; voltage-gated potassium channel complex. Bases 293 to 1450 code for a protein of 385 amino acids. The transcript is spliced from 2 exons. Gene Ontology annotation, biological process: protein homooligomerization; potassium ion transmembrane transport. Gene Ontology annotation, molecular function: protein binding; voltage-gated potassium channel activity. The record is from RefSeq and is a predicted model, not a curated record. NCBI's taxonomy places the organism in Eukaryota, Metazoa, Cnidaria, Anthozoa, Malacalcyonacea, Nephtheidae.
UUUAAUAACUACUUCGAUUCUUCGAGAUAAUUGUUGGAUGAAUAGACAUUAUUAAUGCCUUGGAGUACACCUGGCUAUGAUAUUUUGGAAUGUAACGUGUAUUUGAGUCUACCAACAUGGAUAUCACACGCUAUUUCAAUCAGAUUUGGAUAGAAAUGAAACUCUGAGUUUUGUAUACAACGUCGUCUCAACACCUGUUUGAGUGCUGUAUAAUAAUAAAUAUAUUGGAGUAUACAAAAGCUUUUAGAAAAUUUUUGUCGGAUUUCAUCUCGUGUAAUGGUUCAUUAUCCUUAUGCCUACAAGCCCACGUUUGACAGAAAACGAUACGGGCAAUAGACGCGUUCGUAUCACGUUCAACGUAAGCGGAAGGCGCUUCCAGACAUGGCGUAGUACACUAGAACGGUACCCGGACACGCUGCUAGGAGGCGAGAUGAUGCAGCGAUUUCAUAAUUCUGAAACAGGAGAAUAUAUUUUGAACCGUGAUCCGCUGAUAUUUAAAUAUGUUCUGAACUUCUAUCGAACUGGCAAGCUGCAUUGUUUCUGGGGCUAUUGCCAUCAUGAAUUUUUGGAAGAACUGAAUUUUUAUGGCAUCCCAAUCGAGCUUGUUAAUAGUUGUUGUGAAGAUUUUCUAAAACGAGAGAAAACAGCACCUCAGCUUAAAAGUUCUUCGGAAAUAGCUCAAUCUGCUGAGCUGUACUUGGAGGGCUCUAGCGGAACUUUACGCGAAAAACUCUGGUAUUUAUUUGAGUAUCCCCAGCACAGUAUACUAGGAAGAAUUAUUUUAUACGUUGUCGGACUUUUUAUAUUGGCCAGUGUUGUUGGGACAGUCACAGAAACGGUGCCAUGUCCCGACAUUGCGUGUGGUUUGAAAUACAAAUGGGAAUUUUUUACGCUGGAAGGAGUUUGUGUCGGAGCAUUCACACUUGAGUUUGUAGCGAGAUUGUGGUCUGCGCCAUCGCGAAGCAUUUUCAUGAAGGAACUUCUUAAUAUUAUUGAUUUGGUAGCAAUAAUUCCUUUCUAUGUAACAGUGACGUUUCUACUUGCACUAGACGGAGGAGGAGGUGGGAGUUUGAAGUUGCUUGCAGCUUUAAAGGUUUUGAGAGUCGUGAGAGUUUUUAAACUUGCUAGACAUUCAGCAAAGUUAAGAGAGUUAGGAAUGACUAUAAAGAACGCUGCGCCAGAUUUAGCCUUUCUAUCGUUCGCUCUAUUCAUGGCGGUCCUACUCUUUGCAAGCGUUAUUUACUUUGCUGAAAAUGGAAAUGAUUCUCCCACGUUCAGUAGUAUAGUGGACGCAAUGUGGUAUACUGGAGUGACAAUCAUAACGCUCGGAUACGGAGAUGUAGUUCCGGUGACAGUAUUUGGCAAGAUAUUGGGUAGUAUGUGCUGUGUGUUUGGACUGUUUGUCGUGUCUUUGGUUGUCCCAGUUAUCCAGGAGAAAGAGAAGACGUGAAAAAACAGUAUUUCUAGCAGAGAAAUGGUUUUAAAAACAGUCAGAUCACAAGGUACAGUGUCGUGGUAGAUGGUAAUACACUGGUUGAACCCAACAAGUUUGUGGUGUAUUUUUGAAGACAAGUUUUGUUGGAAAUACUUUAAUGCUCUUGUGCUCCUGGCUUGGACUUUCGGGAGAUGGUUUCUAGUACAGGAACUACAUAUUAUUUCUGGAUGGACCGGACAGGCAGAUAAUAGAAAUAGCAAAGUUCGCAGCUUAAAUCUCAGCCUCGUGCUGGGAAUGACCGCAGGCCAAAUUUAGAGGAUAUUUGUCAUGGAUCGCAUUAAAGAAAGGUGACCAUAAUUCAUAUUGGUUCUCGUUAUUUUAAAUGAGCCAAUGGAUAAUUAAACAUUAAAUAUGACAGAAAUGUACAUAU